UCUCCAGGUAAUUCGAUUUCCAUCUCUCCAACCCCUGUUUUUUGUAACACCUCUCCAAUUCCCAUUUCUUUUGAAUACCUCAUCUUUUGAAACCCUGUAACAAAAGACCCCCUUCAAGUUUCCCUUCUUUUAUCUGAUUUCCCAAUUAAACCUUGGCAUCCAAAAAGUGAUGGAACCCAAACGCCUUGUUUUGGGGGGUAAAAGAAGCUCCAAGUUUCGUGGAGCAUUUCAUUCUAUUUGUGCCUUGGUGUUACUUUUCUUGUUCUACAAUCAUGAAAAUGUUCUAGGAAAGUCAUUUUCUAUUAAACCCAGAGUUGGGUUUGUUGAUCAUGUUAGAGUUAUCCAUAGAAGAAUUAUAGAAACUAAUGAUACCAAUGUCAAAGUUGAUGACUUGGCUGCAAAUAAUUUGACAGCUAGCGAUCCCAAAUUUUGCUCUGGAUUGUUUGAACACAAGGGUUAUCCAACCCGAUGUGAGUACUUGGUUGCCCACCCGGAGUGUACUGCUGGUGGGUUUUUCAACUAUAUUAAGUUCUUGUAUUGUGGUUGUGAGAAAUUUAGCUUUUUGGGAUUUGCUGUGUUGACUCUAUGGUUGGUUGCAUUGUUUUAUUUAUUGGGAAACACUGCAGCCGAUUACUUCUGUUGUUCUUUGGAAAAGCUUUCGAGUUUAUUGAAAAUGUCACCUACUGUCGCUGGGGUUACUUUGUUGCCAUUAGGGAAUGGAGCUCCUGAUGUAUUUGCUAGCGUUGCUGCUUUUGUGGGGAGGGAUGCAGGUGAGGUGGGUAUUAAUAGUGUGUUGGGAGGAGCUGUUUUUGUUACUUGUGUUGUUGUUGGGAUUGUUUCUCUUUGUAUAACUGAGAAAAGGGUUCAGAUUGAUAGGAAUUCCUUUGUUAGGGAUAUAGGCUUCUUUCUGUUUAGUUUAAUAUGGCUUUUUCUGUUUUUAACUGUUGGAGAGGUGACUGUUGGAACUGCACUGCUAUUUGUUUUACUUUAUGUGAUUUAUGUACUUGCGGUUGCUCUCAAUGAGAUUGCUAGGACAAAUGUUCGGGUGUUAAAAUUGGGUUAUCUAACACCAUUGCUACCUGUUAAAGGGGGUACAUUUUCUAAUGGAAAUGAAGAGGGGGAUUCUAUCUAUGCCUCACUGCUUGCAUCUGACUCGAAAAGUGAUGUACCAUGUCUUGAAAAUAGUUUACCUCACUGGAUGUGGGCUUCUCAGGUGGCAAUUUAUUCGAGUGAGUCUAUAGACAGUACAAAAUCUAUAUGGGGUUGGAAUGAUGAGGAAACACUGAAAGAUCAGUCUUCCUUUCCUUGUUCUAAAUUCCUUUCAUUUCUGGAGUUGCCAUUGGCACUUCCCCGACGGUUGACAAUUCCGAUUGUUGAAGAGGAGAGAUGGUCAAAGGGGUAUGCUGUGGCUAGUGCUACAUUGGCACCGAUUCUUCUGGCUUUUUUGUGGAAUAUUAAAGAUGAUGCAGGUCGUUUGAGUAAGGAAAUUAUAUACUUUAUUGGUGUUACCUUUGGUGGUAUACUUGGUGUUCCUGCAUACCUGUACACCACAUCUGAUCAGCCACCUCUCCAGUUUUUGCUUCCAUGGGUUGUUGGAGGAUUUUUUAUGAGUAUUGUUUGGUUUUAUAUUAUCGCAAAUGAGCUUGUUGCUUUGUUGAUGGCAUUUGGUGUGAUCUUUGGGAUUAACCCGUCAAUCCUUGGUCUGACCGUAUUGGCAUGGGGCAACUCGAUGGGUGAUUUGAUGUCGAAUGUUGCACUGGCAAUGAAUGGUGGGGAUAGUGUACAGAUUGCCAUGUCAGGAUGCUAUGCAGGACCUAUGUUCAAUACCCUUGCUGGUUUAGGGAUCUCAUUGGUGCUUGGUGCUUGGUACAAGAAACCUGCUCCAUACAUAGUUCCAAGAGAUAGUAGCUUGUUUUGUACAAUGGGAUUUCUAGCUAUAGGGCUUCUUUGGUCCUUCAUUGUGUUGCCCCAGAAUGAUAUGCGCCCAAACAAGACACUGGGGGUUGGCCUUAUAGCGAUCUACUUGACAUUUCUGGUUGUUCGGGUGAGCACAUCCAUGGGUGUUCUAUCAGUAGGUUUAGGUUGAGCCUGACAACGGAGUUCAGUCUCCUGGUGGUUAGCACAUUCCAUUCUAAAGAAUGAGCAAAGAGAUAGGAGGAUAAGUUUUACUUAGAUUCUUGUAUAGCAUUGGGUUGGAAUAGUCAUGUAAAUUGUACUUGUCAAUCUUCUACAUUAACAGCAAGUCUAUAACAAUAGUUGCAAAGCAGCAUAUGUGUGCCCUCUGACUUGAUUUAAUUAUUUGUGUUACUGACUG
Messenger RNA from Theobroma cacao (cacao), 2314 nucleotides. The record is from RefSeq and is a predicted model, not a curated record. Lineage: Eukaryota; Viridiplantae; Streptophyta; Magnoliopsida; Malvales; Malvaceae.